AUGUCUCUCAAGAUAAUUUUCACCAUCAUCGUCAUAACUAGUGUGUUCGCUGAUGAUGAUGUGCUAGUGGACAACUGCAAAAAGCCGUUGGACUUGGGAGAUGCCAAAUGCGACAAGAAGCCGUCACUUCAGUACCAUAUGGAUGCCAAGACUGGACUGUGCAUGGCAUUCACUUACACUGGAUGCGGUGGAAACGAGAACCGAUUCGAUUCGCCAUCGCUUUGUGACUCGUUGUGCUUGCCAGUUGGUUACAUGACUUGUCCGGCAUUCACCGAGAAGCUGAAGAACAAUAAGGGUGGAAACGAUUGCCAAACAGAUGACCAAUGCCCGAAAGAUGGAUACUGUGUUAGAAGAUUGAGCGGCGGAGGCUUCUGCUGUAAAAAGUCUGCCAGAAAGGAUCUCGACGCUGAUUAUGCUUCCAAGUGUUCGGCAUCGGAGCAAAUUGCGAAGGUCGACGGCGACGUUUUGAUCGGAAAAUCGUGCGACUCCAAAUUUUGUCCAAAGGGCGCCAAGUGUGUUCAAGGAAAUUCGCCAGACAUCUCGUGUUCAUCAGUCUGCAACGAAAUGACCGCCAGACGUCUUCUCGCUCUUCAUCUUCUCAUCGUUGUUGUCCAAUUGACGAUUUCAGAAGGAAUUUGCGACAAGCCACUGAAUGAGGGAAGCGAGAAAUGCGAUAAGAAACCAUCGAUUCGAUAUCACAUGGAUCCAAAUAUGGGCAUCUGCAUGGCGUUCAACUACACGGUAUGCGGUGGAAAUGAGAACAACUUCCCCUCAAUGAGCGAAUGGGACGAUUGCACCAAUGAGGGAUUCUGCGCAUUGCCGCCAACAAUCGACGUAAGUGGAAUGUGCUGCGACAAAAAAAUCAAUGAUGAUAUCGUGGCCGAUUACACUUCAAGGUGUUCGUCUUCGGAAGAGGUUGUAGAGGUGGAUCACGAGAAAUUGAUCGGCAAAUCGUGCAAAUCCAAUUUCUGCUCGAAGGGCUCCAGAUGCGUUGACGGAAAAUAUUUCGCGACGUGUUGCGUCAAAAUAUAA
Messenger RNA from Caenorhabditis bovis, 1032 nucleotides. NCBI's taxonomy places the organism in Eukaryota, Metazoa, Nematoda, Chromadorea, Rhabditida, Rhabditidae. The record is from the annotation of a GenBank genome assembly.